Messenger RNA from Dermacentor albipictus, 2506 nucleotides. RefSeq lists its product as uncharacterized. The record is from RefSeq and is a predicted model, not a curated record. NCBI's taxonomy places the organism in Eukaryota, Metazoa, Arthropoda, Arachnida, Ixodida, Ixodidae. Gene Ontology annotation, cellular component: chitin-based extracellular matrix. Gene Ontology annotation, molecular function: structural constituent of chitin-based larval cuticle.
AGGAGGACGCUGCCGUUAUAUAAAUGCACAAUGAACGCUCCGCAAUAUGGCCACUCGACAAGCGCGCGGCACCGGAUGGGUUUCAGGAAGCAGGUCAUGCUAGCUUUGAUUCUGCUGAGUCAUUGCGUAGCCAUGACCGUACGAGCCGGCUACCCCGUGCGCUCUGGCUUCGUCCUUCCCCGAAUACAUGGAGCCAUCGUGCCACGGAUACUUCCACUGAGGCCACUAGGCCUUUCUGCAACCACAAGGGCUGACACAUUACCGCCACCGAACUUGGCCGCUGGAACAUUCCACGGGGUCCCACCGGUGCUCGAGAGGUACCCGCUUCCAUCGUACCCGCUGGCUCCCCCAUCCACGGACACACACGCCGGUGGAAUAACCCCUGUCGUCUUCACACGUCCACCCAUCGUUCCGGUAUCGCACCAUCCGCUGCACACAUCACACAGUACUUUCGGCCCGCUUCCGUCUUUCACUGUUAAAUUGGGUCAUCGGGUCCCUGCCGUGGGUGGUGCCAUAGUGGGAGGUAGACCAGCAGUGCGAGCUUUCGUGCCACGGAUUCCUGUCAUCACCAAGGUGCUGCCGGGUUCGAAUUCCGAGCCCGUCUACCCGCCGCAUCCGUACGAAUUCGGCUAUGAUAUUAAGGACGAGUUCGGCAACACGCAGUACCGGCAUGAGACCAGCGACGCGCAUAACAACAAGCGUGGUUCUUACGGCUACACCGACGCCAACGGCAUCUCGCGCCAGGUGGACUACGUAGCGGACGCCAAUGGCUUCCGUGCUCACAUUCGCACCAAUGAACCCGGCACGGCUUCCUCGGCACCGGCUGGCGCAGUCUACGACUCCAAGCCCGUGACAGUCAGCGCAGGCGUCAUCAGAUCUCAGCGAGGUGACUUGCUUGUCAAGGCGAGCAGCCAUGAGUGGACGCCAGUUGCAGGAAGGGCGGUAUUUGUGAGCCAGGUCAAGCCCCAUCCAGCCAUCAUUUCUCCAACCAUACCUUUCUUGGAAGAAGCAAGUGGUGGGCAUCGAACGGUUGCUGCACCACCUCGAGUCCACCUUGGAGGAACGAUCGCUCGUUUUCAAAGGCCACCAACGACAGUGGUUAAUAGUGCGAGCCCCGUAGUGGUGGGUGGUCACACUACCCUUGUCGACACGGACGUUAGCGGAACUUCUCGCAAUGCUGCGGGAGUCGUGGCCACUAAGGUUCCGACGGCUCCCACUUCCUCUGGUGGCAACGGUGCCCAUGCGACACUCGCAGUAGUCGCGCUACAGCCCAACCAUCCCCCAAAACUAGCUGGUUAUCACUACAAAGCUAAAAGUCGCUAAAAGACCUUGUCAGCCUUGAAAACGCCGUGUUAGGACGAAAUCGAAAAAAAAAUGUCCCGAGGAAACGAAGUUCCUUUUGGUAACGUGACUCAUGAAUUUUUAUUCAUCACACGGCGGCUGUAGCUCAGUAGAGUGAACUUAUCCACUCUCGAUGACUCAGCCUUUCGAUGCAGCGCAAGAUGAAAGUACACCGUGUCUCGUCGCCUUUCGCAUGAGCGAAGCAACCAGUUCACCCUUAUUUUGCCCCAUUCUCGUUUUAAGUGCUGUCCGAGGUCGUCGAAACGCCUAUAGAGUUAACUUAGCCGAGUUCGCGGCCGUCUGCGCAUGUGAGAUUCCGGAACUACGAGGUCAGAAUCGUUUAGAAAUCGUUCUAAAUUCAAUUACCCAUAGCGAUCAGCAGAACACAUCUAUCGCGGAUAAAUCAAGGGGGUUUGUAUGCAUGUAAUAUUUACAAAAUGGACUGCAGUAACUUCCGAAGUGCGCUGCCGAGAUGGGCCUACUUAGACGCCCACCUUUUUGUAAUCGAAGCGAGCGCAUUGUGCACGUUAAUAUCAUUUUUCAACUGCUAGUAGCACUUUAAAAAAAUAUUUCUCGCCUCUUCAAGAGCUGCAUACUAAGUGUAUAAUACAUAAUAAGUUAUCAUUAAGCAUGUAAUCUUCCAUGCUCUGGGAAACCUUGUAUUAACAGAGACGGAAUGACGCGUAAAGUGGACGUUAAAGCACUAAUAUAUACCGAACACACGUUUUCUUAUAACCUAAGAAUAUAAUUUAUAAGUGAUAAAACAAGUUCAAUGAGUUUUAAUAUUUUUGGGCGCUUCGUGCUUUUACUUACCAGUUUCUUCUAUACGAAGCCAACUGUUCUUCUCGACUUCAUGUUUUAAUGUGACCGUCAUUGUAGAUCUAUGCACAAUACGCGCGUGAAUGAGUUUUUUAGUAGUUUCUCAGAACUGACAUUUUGAUUCCAAGCUAUCCAGCAAGAGAAGGCUGCUAAUAAUAGAGUUAAUACAUUCCGUAUGAGCACAUUAAAGAGUAUUAUGCGUUUUUGUAAUGAAAGGCUUGCCCAUUUAUGCUAAAUGUUAGGUUUUUCAUAGCCUCAUAAUAAAAAUAUGUUCUGCAACUUCAUCGCUUUCCUGUAUCCGCACUUUCCUUGCUUCGAAAGCAAAUUUCGUGAUAUUGUCAUAAUG